Messenger RNA from Salmo salar (Atlantic salmon), 2491 nucleotides. It is a transcript of the gene tri39, whose product is annotated as Tripartite motif-containing protein 39. The record is from RefSeq and is a predicted model, not a curated record. Lineage: Eukaryota; Metazoa; Chordata; Actinopteri; Salmoniformes; Salmonidae. Gene Ontology annotation, molecular function: protein binding.
CGGUGUACAGUCAGUUUGAUGCAACAACACCACAAUUGGCGAGAAGGACUUUCCAUAUCCGCUGCAAACAGACCCUAAAUGGCUGCACUCGGCUUCUGCUCUCCGUUAAUCCUGGACUUGAUGCCGUUCAGUCCACGUUAACAAGUUAUGGCGUCUCUCAGCAUGACAGAAGACCAGCUGCGCUGUUCCAUCUGCCUGGAUCUCUUCGUCCACCCUGUCUCCACUCCAUGUGGACACAACUUCUGCAAAUCUUGUAUCUCUGACUACUGGGAUAUCAGGGAAGCCAUCUGCCCUCUGUGUAAGGAGACGUUCAAGAAACGUCCCGACCUCCACGUCAACACGUUCAUUAACGAGAUAAUCAACCAGUUCAAAUCGGCACAGGAGGACAUUUCUCCACACACCAUUUUGCCAUUGAGAGAGCCAGAACAGGGGGACACUACAGAUGGAAGAGUGAACAGGAAGAUCCAGGCCAGACUGAAGAAGGUGGAGGAGAUCAAAAACUCAGUGGAGAUCAGCAGAGCUAGUUCACAGAAAGACAUAGAGGAAAGUGAGCAGGUCUUCACUGCGCUGUUGCGCUCCAUUGAGAGGAGCCAGGCUGACAUUGUCGGUGAGAUCCAGGAGAAACAGAGAGCUGUGGAGAAACAAGCUGAUUGGCUCAUCAAGGAGCUGGAACAGGAAGUAGCAGAUCUAGAGAGUGGAAAUAAUAAACAUGGGGAACUUUGUUCCACCCCACAACAGAUCUGUUCUGAGAUCAGUGCUAGCGGUGGUGGAAAAACCAUCUGGGGAAUUGUGUCCCAACUGGAGGAUACCUUCAGAGAGGAGAUUAAGAAAGUCAUGGAUAAAGGGUUGAAAUUGCUGAAGACUAAUGCAGUGAACGUGAUUCUGGACCCCGACACAGCUCAUCCUUUCCUGGUUCUGUCUGAGGAUGGGAAACAGGCCAGACACGUCAACGAUUGGAGGAUCCUGCCUUUCAACCCCAAGAGGUUCAAUACCAGUAUCAGCGUCCUUGGGAGGACAGGGUUCUCCUCCAGGAGAUUCUACUUCGAGGUGCAGGUCUCUGGGAAGACUGACUGGGGCCUAGGAGUGGCCAGGGAGUCCAUCGACAGGAAGGGGAAGACACUCCCGACCCCUGCAAUUGGCUACUGGACCUUGUGGCUGACCAAUACGCAUGAGUACAAGGCUGCAGAUGAUUCUGGCUCCACCCUCCUCUCCCUGAGAGAGAAGCCCCAGAAGGUGGGGGUGUUUGUCGAUCACAAGGAAGGGUUGGUGUCUUUUUACGACUCGGAAGCCAAGGCUCAUAUCUAUUCCUUCACUGGGUGCUCCUUCAAUGAGAAACUUUUCCCUUUCCUGAACUCUAGUGUCAAUAACAAUGAUACAAACUCUGCCCCAUUUGUCAUUCUGCCUGUCAGUCAUAGAGGCUGACAGGCUGAUUGGUUAGAAAUCAAGAUGGGAUGGGCCACAUGUCAUUUGAUUGGUUCUGGUGUGUUGAGAACUGAUUCUUGACAUAGCCAAGAGAAGUGUGGCUGCUGCAAACCAUCAUCAGUACGGUGACAAGGCUAAACAUAUUCAUGCUAUCUUCAUCACUGGGUGAGUCAAUGCCAGUGGAAAGUUGAUUUAGAAUCCUGCUGUAGCCUAUAAUACAUUUCAUCCUAAUGUUGUACAAUCUGUCUCGUUUCUUUUUAUUAGCCCUGGGCCAGGUCAAGGCCAGGUCGUUUUUAAUUCAUCUGUUUGACAGUGUCAGAGUAGCCACUCAUUUCGUUCAUUUGUGUAGUAAUAUUAAAAAAUAUUCUGAUAAUGUCACCUGUCCUGUAGGCUUAAAUGACAUAGAAUUGCAUGAAAUGCGUUUAUAAAAGGCCACAUUGUUUUAAGGCCCUGCAAAAAAAAAUCCCCAUCUGUGUCAAUCCUAAAAACGCUUCUGCUGAACUGUUUGCCAGUAUGCAACUGUAAUGAUAUAUGCUAUAUUAUAAAGAGUAUUUUAUGAUUCUUGAACUCUGCCCCAUUUGUCAUUCUGCCUGUCAGUCAUAGAGGCUGACAGGCUUAUUGGUUAAAAAUCAAGAUGGAAUGGGCCACAUGUAAUUUGAUUGAUUCUGGUCUGUUGAAAACUGCAGUUCUUGAUGAUAGUACUGAUUAUUUGUCCAAUAAUCAAUCUGCCUAUGUGUUGAACUUGGUGUAAACUGUCUGUGAUUUAGAUAAUAUCAAUAACAUGACGAAUAACAUUUCAAUAACAUGACGAAUAACAUUUCAAUAACAUGACGAAUAACAUUUCAAUAACAUGAUAAUAAGAUGACAAUAACAUGAAGAAUGUUGAUUUAGUUGAUAUAGUAUGUUCAAAAAUUAUUAGAUGAGUGAUUACAGUGUAUUUUCAAUCACAAAUAGCACGAAUUAAUUUGUAUUAGUUUGUUAUAAGCCUAGUGAAGGGCUCAGUAUGCAUUGUUAUCCUUUUUAAGAGUUGGACAAAAAUCGAACAAUAAAGCUUUCUUUCUGAGCUGGA